AUGGGUCUCACAGACCCUGUAACGCCAGCUGGUGUUAUUCUCGCCCAUUACCUGAAGCUACCUCUUGUUUAUAAUGUGAGAUGGACCAGUCACGGUGAGGGACAUUUUGCAAUCGCACCAUCCCCUCUGUCAUACGUGACCUUGACGGAGGAACUUUCUCAUAACAUGAGAUUUUUUGAAAGAGUUCUUAACGUUUUGGUGCAUGUCUUUAAGGAAUAUCAAAUUGCAGUUCACAUAAAACCGCAUUAUGAAGACUUGAUUAAAACGUAUUUAGGCCCUGAAGAAGACUAUUGUGCAUUGUUCAAUGCAGCAGACCUGUGGCUCAUGAGAUUGGAAUUUGUCUUUGAGUUUCCUCGCCCUACCAUCCCCGUCAUCUACAUGGGGGGCUUCCAGUGUAAACCUGCCAAGCCUCUACCGGACCACCUGGAGGAGUUUGUUCAGCGUUCUGAAGCGCAUGGAGUCAUCAUCAUGUCUCUGGGGACUCUAAUCGGAACACUUCCUAGCGACUUAGCCAACGAGAUCGCAGCUGCUUUUGCCAAGCUUCCCCAGAAAGUCAUUUGGCGGUAUAAAGGUGCUAAACCAUCCACUCUGGGUAACCACACUCUCCUGGUGGACUGGAUGCCGCAGAACGACUUGCUCGGACAUCCCAAGAUUAAACUAUUCAUGGCUCACGGUGGGACAAAUGGUGUCCAGGAAGCGAUUUACCACGGAGUUCCAAUCCUUGGGCUACCGCUUAUUUUCUAUCAACGAGAUAAUCUGUUAAGAAUGGAAGUGAGAGGAGGAAGGAAAAACAUGCAUAUCUUCACCAUGCAUCAAAAUAUAUUCUUCCAGGGCAUAGAGGAAGUCCUGACGGAUCCCUCUUAUAAGAACAACAUGCUGAGGCUGUCCAGGCUGCACAGAGAUCAGCACAUCCAACCGCUCGACAACUGCCUCUUCUGGAUCGAGUUUGUCAUGAGGCACAAAGGUGCAGCCCACCUGAGGACCGAGUCCUACAAGCUGCCUUGGUAUGCUUACUACUCCGUAGACUUGUAUCUGUUUCUGGCUGGAACCGUGCUGGCUUCACUUUUCAUACUUUUUAUCACAAUCAGCACUCAGUAA
Phycodurus eques (leafy seadragon) is the source of this 1098-nucleotide messenger RNA. RefSeq names its product UDP-glucuronosyltransferase 2A3-like. The record is from RefSeq and is a predicted model, not a curated record. Gene Ontology annotation, molecular function: UDP-glycosyltransferase activity. NCBI's taxonomy places the organism in Eukaryota, Metazoa, Chordata, Actinopteri, Syngnathiformes, Syngnathidae.